Striga asiatica is the source of this 877-nucleotide messenger RNA. The record is from the annotation of a GenBank genome assembly. NCBI's taxonomy places the organism in Eukaryota, Viridiplantae, Streptophyta, Magnoliopsida, Lamiales, Orobanchaceae.
UAGAAGAAAAAUUAUUGACCUCAUUAUAUAACAACACAUUAUUAUAACCAUGCAAAAUGCAAGAAAUUACAGACAUACUCGCUCUACCGUCCGUUUUCCCCUUCGUUCCACCCUAUAAAUUUAGGUCAAAACUGCUCCUCACAGGCACACAAAACAAGAGAAGUUAAUAAUAUAGUCAUAAAUAAUAAACCAAAAAAUUAAGGAAAAUAAUAAUAAUAAUAAAAAGAAAAAUGGCAAAGGCUAUUGGUCUCAUCUCUGCCCUCUUCAUCCUGGCCUUUGCCACCAUUGCCCAAUGCCACAAACAAGAAGUGUUCACAGUGGAGGGAGAUGUUUAUUGCGACCCCUGCCGUGUUCAAUUCCAAAAUCCCCUUAGCGAGAAGCUCGCAGGGGCUGCUGUGAAACUAGAGUGCGUGAACCUGGAGACGAAGGCUGUAACAUACAGCAUAGAAGGAGUGACGGAUGGGAGUGGAAAGUACAGCCUGAAGGUGAGUGGGGACCACGAGAAUGACUCGUGCUACGUGAAGGCCGUGAAGAGCCCGAAGCCCGAGUGCAGCGAGCCCCUGUCUGACGUGGAGCUUUCGAGGGUGGAUCUGACCGAGAAUAUUGGGAUCCACUCAGAUGUGCGAUUUGCUAACCCGAUUGGGUUCAUGACUAAGGACCCGCACGCUCAGUGCAUCUCCGUCCUUCAGGAUAUUUUCUCUGAUCAGGACUAGAUAACUUUUUUUUUUUUUAAUGUGAUUAUUUAUUUAUUUUGUUAUAUGAUAAACAAUAAUAUUGGAAUUGGAGAUUGGCUUCUUUUUUCCUUUUUGGGGCUUCUCAUGUUGUGUGUAACCGGUGACCAUGAGGUGUGACCGGUGACCAUGAGGUGUGACCGGUG